AUGAACCGUUUCAUCCUUGCUGCUUUCCUUCUCGUCGCCAUCUUUGCUGUUUCUCUAGCAUCUGUUGCCCAACAAAAAGUCAAGAACGGAGACCGAUUCGAGCUUCGCCUCUUCAACGGAGCCUUGGCCAUCAGCAGAACCGUCCCAGCUGAAAAGCAAGUUUUCAACUUUAUUGGAGAGCACAAGGGAUAUUUCGUUGACGAAAAUGGAAAGAAGAUCGAGUCGUCCAACUACGAAAUUCAGAACGGCAUUCUCGUCAUCAAGAAGUUUACCGAUGCUGAUGUUGGAUUAUACUCCAAGCACCCAAAUGUAGCUGCCAAGUUUUUUGUAUUCGAACUGUCUAAUUUUCUGAAAUUUCAGGAGAAGAUUAUGACCACGAACGAUGAUGGAACCAUCUCCGCUGUUCCAGGACGUACCCUCCGCAUCUCCCUCGAAUAA
Messenger RNA from Caenorhabditis briggsae, 438 nucleotides. The transcript has 2 exons. The coding region runs from base 1 to 438 and encodes 145 amino acids. Lineage: Eukaryota; Metazoa; Nematoda; Chromadorea; Rhabditida; Rhabditidae. The record is from RefSeq and is a predicted model, not a curated record.